Messenger RNA from Anisakis simplex (herring worm), 606 nucleotides. NCBI's taxonomy places the organism in Eukaryota, Metazoa, Nematoda, Chromadorea, Rhabditida, Anisakidae. The record is from the annotation of a GenBank genome assembly.
AGGGAUAUAGAUCAACUGUUUGCUGAUAUUCGAGUGAUGGCUCUCAAAGGAAUUUGGACUGAGAAAAAUAUUACGAAUGAGCCGAAUUGGGGAUUCGGACAAGCAUUCUUCUUCGCUGGUGCUCUCAUAAGUACUGUUGGAUACGGUACAAUGACACCUCGAACGCCUGCGGGUAAAUUCUUUACAAUAAUUUAUUGCGUUGUGGGAAUCCCGCUAACGCUAGCACUUUUAUCCGCCCUGGUGGCUCGAUUGAAACAGCCAAGUGCGUGGCUACGUGGCAAACUGAACGCACGUCUUGGACAUCUGUUUCAUGCUGGUCAAAUACAGCUAUUCCACUUGGGAUUCGUGAGUGCAUUACUGCUUGUGUUUGUUCUGCUGAUUCCGUCGUAUAUUUUCACUCAAAUCGAAAAGGAUUGGACAUUUUUAGAUGCUAUUUAUUAUUGCUUUGUCUCAUUAACAACCAUCGGACUUGGUCAGUUUUUUUCGUUGCUCACUGAAGUAUUCAUUGCAGUUCAAGUGCGAAUUGCACAUCAGAUUGUUUGUCUCCAUCAGAUCAGUUGUUUUUCUCCUCCAAUGACAAAAUAUCUGAAUCCUCCAUUGUUAUAG